AUGGGAGACCCGAGCUCCUUGAAUUCCGCGGAUAAGCUUCCGACGGGGGUUGAUUCUAAUAGGAGCCUGCGUUUUCGCGGGACAGAGGAAAUCGAUUACGCUGGUUACGCGUCUCUCAUGCGAUGAAUCGUCUUUGUACUUCGAUCGUUCGUUUGGUUUUUUUUUUCCUUUUGUAUUUGAUUCGUAUUUGCCGCGCGUUGCGUACACACUUUUAUUUGGCGCGUGUGCUCGAGAACGAGGAUAGACCAUUUUUUUAGACUGAAUUUGCCCCCUGACAGUGACAAAUAAUCAAAUUUGCCAGAUUUUAUAUAUUACGCACAUUUACGCAAGAAAAAUUGGGAAAAACACGGAAAAACAGGAUAAAUUUAUCGUAUUUAUCAUUUACAUGAGUAGAGUUUCAUAUAUUAUAAAAGAUGUGAAUUCAGGAUGAUUAAUUCGUCUAAUUCAUAUAAAUGGAGAUUCUUUUUAUUUUUUUACUAAUUUACAUUCAUAUUUGACGAAAUUUAUAUAACUACUCUUUUAAAUGAACUCAUGUGUGACUAAUUGGAAGGACAAUUUUGUUUCUAUCAGUAAUUACUGCAUUUUUAGGUUAUGUACUUCCAUGAGAUAGUAAUUACUAAUUUAUUAUCUGCACUUCCAUAUAUUGGACAGUUGUUGAAUGAGUAUGAAGGGGAUUUUCUAUUAAAUCGAUCUUUUUCCUUACAUUUUAUUUUACCAUUAAUUAUUCUAAUAUUAGUAUUUGUUCAUCUAAUAAUUUUACAUUUAUCUUCAAAUCCAAUCCAUUCAAAAUUAAAUAUUUAUAAAGUUGAUAAAACGCUUGGUGGAAUAUCAGAUGAGACAAAGUGGGGCCGAAAGGAUGAAAAUGCAAUUGGAAAUAUUCGGGAUCUGUCGGGAAAGCAAAAUAUAAUAGAGUAG
This is a messenger RNA of Heterotrigona itama, 915 nucleotides long. The record is from the annotation of a GenBank genome assembly. NCBI's taxonomy places the organism in Eukaryota, Metazoa, Arthropoda, Insecta, Hymenoptera, Apidae.